AUGGCAUCUAUUAGCAACGAGAAGAGCGGCGUGAGCCCUCAAGCACCCGAUAAGACCGACCACACGCCUAACAGCAAGAAGACCCAGGCUGGUACUGGUACUGUUGAUGUCGAGACUGGCCAACUCCACACUCUCGAAAAAGAACCUCUCCCGCCAUUCACAGAGUCAGAUGACCCAUUCGGCGGCGAAGGAGGCAACAACUACCGUACAAUGGGCCGCUGGGACACAGUCUUUGCCCUUGUCACGAACCAGAUGGGCUUGGGAAUCCUUUCCCUACCUGGCACACUGAAGAUCCUCGGUCUUGUUCCUGGCCUCAUUGCCAUUUUCGCCAUCGGCUCUUUGACUUGGUAUGCCGGUUAUAUCUUGUAUGAGUUCUAUGCAAGAUACCCCUUUGUCAUCAACCUGGUCGAGAUGGUCAAGGUCAUUGGUGGGAAGAGAUGGGAGGCAGUGGCCUUUUCCAUGUUCAUCUUCCAGCUGGUUCUCACUGGUGCUUCUACCGCAGUGACGCUCUCCAUCGUCUUCAACUCUAUCAGUGAACAUGCCAUGUGCACAGUCGGCUUUAUCGGCAUCGCCUGCUUGGUCAUCUUCAUCUUCUGCAUCCCUCGUACCAUGAAGUUUGUCUCUCAAAGCGGUAUCCCGUGCUUUCUCAGCAUCACCAUCGGAGCCUUGGUGACCAUGAUCGGUCUUGGAGUUGGGCAUCCUGCAAAGGCUCCUGCGGACUGGAAACUGGGCUCCGGUCUUACUAUUGUCGGGCACCCGUCUUUUCAACAGGGGUUAACUGCUUGCAUCCGCAUCUUCUUCGCAUUCGCGGGUAACUUUGCAUUUUGCUCUUACAUGGCGGAGAUGAAGGACCCAGUCAGAGACUUUCCUUUUGCUCUGCGGGGACUUUUCAUCGCCUCCAUGAGCGUGUACGCGGCCUUCGCUGCGAUCCUCUAUGUGUUGGCUGGAGAGUACACGACCUCACCUGCCCUGGGUUCCGCACCUCUCGUCUAUGCAAAGGCGGCCUAUGGAAUUGUCAUUCCCGCGGUGCUCACCUCUGGGCUCUCCAACGGACAUAUUGCCAUUAAGCUCGUCCAUGUCCAGGUGAUGCGUGCGAUGAACCUCACCAAGGAGAUCACUGCCAACACCGUUCGAUCGUGGGCCAUCUGGAUCGGUAUUGGGAUUGCCUUCUGGGUUAUUUCCUUCAUCAUUUCCAACGCGAUUCCUAUCUUCGACUCGAUCGUUUCUAUUAGUUCUUGCGCCACAUAUAGUUGGACAACAUGGGGUAUCGCCGGGUUCCUGUGGCUGCACCUGAACAAAGGGUCAUGGUUCAGUACCUGGAAGAAGAGGGGUUUGUUUUGUCUCAAUGUCUUGCUUAUUGUUCUUUCGCUUUUCAUGAACAGUGCGGGUCUGUGGGCAUCGAUUUCGGAACUUCUCGAUGCCUUCAAGACGGGAUCUGGGGUGCGAGGAUGCUUUGACUGCGGUGAUAACAGUUCCCUCUAG
Messenger RNA from Clonostachys rhizophaga, 1482 nucleotides. The record is from the annotation of a GenBank genome assembly. Lineage: Eukaryota; Fungi; Ascomycota; Sordariomycetes; Hypocreales; Bionectriaceae.